This is a messenger RNA of Adineta ricciae, 3174 nucleotides long. The record is from the annotation of a GenBank genome assembly. Lineage: Eukaryota; Metazoa; Rotifera; Eurotatoria; Adinetida; Adinetidae.
AUGUUUAAUGCAUUUGGCAUGUCGACUGAUACAAAUUCAUCCCAAUUGAAUACUGAUCCAUUUGGAAUUUCAACUGAUAUGAAAUUGUCUGCAUCUUCGCAACGAUUCGAUGAUAGUCCAUUUGUAAUCGAGACAACGAAUAGCGAAUCUAACCGAGCACACAAUGGAACUGAUGCCUUCUCACCGUCAACAACGGAAUCCAAUUUGAAUACGAAUCGGAAUGAAAUCACUACGAGUUCACCGGUGUCAUUUGAUCCAUUUGCAAAUCUCCAAGAUAAAUCGAACAAUCUCUCCAUUCACAACAAUAUUACUCAUUCGAAUAGUAUCAAUCUCAUCAAUCCAUUUUCAAUUCCAACUAUUCCAAACGAAGCAUCCGUAGCGCCUGUUCAAGCAUCACCGAUUGAUCUUCUCUUCGAUCUAAAUGUGGAUCCAAGUACAUUGCCAGCGAAUACUUCUGAUAAUUCAUUACAACAUUCGGAUCAGGUCCCAUCGUCGUACGAUCUUCUCGGUCUUAACAAGAAGCCGAGUUCAUCACCAACAUCAGUUAAAGUAAUGAAAAGUGAUAGUCUAACUGACAUCCAAAAAUUGAAUCAAUCGAAAAAUACAUCUGCAACAUCUUCACUAUCCACUAAGGCGAAUAUUCCAACUGCUGCAUCUUAUCACUCAUUACCAAUCAAUGCUCCACCAACGUCACCGAGUGCGUUACGUGUGCAAGCAACAGCAUUAUCAAUUAUGACAGGCACAACGGCAUCAACUACACCCUAUGAUGAUCAAUAUCUCGAUUGGUUAACCCAGUCUGAUGAUUUAAUGUGUGCUGUCGAUCCGAAAUUGAGUGGACCAUCGAAGAAGAUCGAUAUCAACAUGUUAAAGAGUACCGAAGAUCUUCUGGGCAGUAUUUACAAACAACCACCAUCGACAUUGACAACUGUCGAAGAAGUCGCUCACGAAUCUAUUGUCACCCCACCAGCUGAACCUCCUCGGCCAGUUGUACGUCGUCUGUCGAAUGAAGACGUUCCAUCAAUCUGUAUUCAUGAACCAACAAGUGAACAUAACGAUAGCAAUGUUGUUCCGCUUGACUAUUUCGACAAUCAUAAAAUAGAGAAAAAGAACAACGAUUCCGAAGAUUCUGACGAUGAAAAAAUGGUUUUCAAGAUUGGAGAAAAGAAAUCUGAUACAUCUUUCUACGAUAUGAAUAUUCCAGUUCCAUUAUUACCACCACCGCCAUCACCAUCGACGUCUAAAAAAUACAAAGAAGCGAGCGAUGAUGCAAGCUCGUCGUCAUCCGAAACCGACGAUGAACUCGAUCCAUUAGCAGUUCGUCCAAAACGUGAGAAAACAAAAAUCGCUCCAAAGCCAAAUAAUAACGAGAAUAAUUUUACUCCAAGUUGGCAGGAGAAUGAACAUCAACAAGAACCAGUCAGGCAAAAGCCUCCAUCACCGCCAUUGGAUUAUUAUCUACAUGAACCGGAUAUCGAUGAUAGUGCACCGUUGGAUGCGUAUCAUAUUGAAAUUGAACAAUUACAAGCUGAACAACCUAACGGAUGGUUAUUACAGAUUCGAGUGCCUUUACGACAAAAGGAUCUGUAUAAAAGUACAUUUCAACGAUUCAGUGAAACACGAAAUUGGCAAGACUGCUACGUUCGAAUAUCAUUUGACGAGAAAAAAUUACGUUUUUAUUCAACUCAGACACCGGAACAAUCAUUUGCUGAAAUCGAACUACAAACAUGGUAUCAAACGACAAAAUUAAAUCUUCAACAGCACGAUCAAUAUUCAAAGAUUCAUACUUUGAAAAUCUUCGAAGCGAAUUACAAAGAAAUUCCUCAAGUUCGUAUUGACCGUCUUGUCACAUUACCCGAAAAAUUAUUACGAAAAUUCACACGGCCAAACAAAGCUCAACAAGUCUUACUUGAUCAUGCUAAUUGUGUUCAACAAGAAAUCGUCAAGUUCGGCACAUUGAAUUAUCCAUAUUUGAAACAAUUCUCGGUCGUAUUAGAAGAUUUAUUCUGGUCCAUGCCUGUAACACGUAGUCGAUUACAGAAACAUAUGAAAGAAGAAGUUACGAUUAAAAUUCUUGAUGAAUACUAUGCACAUAUUGAUAAAUAUCGUCAUAUAUGCAAACACAAAUCUCGCACACGUUUAUUUAUCUUAGCUUUCCUUAAUGGACCAGAAGCGGUUGUCGAAAUCGGUAUGAACGAUUGGUUUCGACAUGGUAAAGAAAUUAACAAACGAAAUGAAAUUAUUAUCAAUAAAACUUUGCAAGAAUACUGGAUUAAACCAGAACAAGUAGAAUUAGCAACAAUUAUUGAUCACAAAGAAUAUGAAGAUACACAUUUACUCAAGUUAAUCCCACCCGAUAGCCAAAAAAUUGAAAUUAUGCGUUUUCGCACACGACCAAAGCAAAACGUUGAAUUACCAUUACAGGUGUAUUGUUUCAUGUCGCUGAUCGAACGACAAGUUAACAUUCGCAUUGAAGUGAUCGUUUCCAAUGCAUUCAAUAUCACCAUUCUAUCGAAAGCAUCAUCAUUGGCUACCAAUGACAAAACUGCUAACAUUCGUGAUGACAAUAGUGAUGAACAAUGUCCAUGUGAAAACAUUCAGAUACGUUUUCCUAUACCGGAUGCGUGGGUCUACAUGUUUCGCGUCGAAAAACGCUUUCGUUAUGGAGCAAUACACAGUGUUCGUCGUAAAGCAGGCAAAAUUAAGGGUCUUGAUCGUUUUAUGCUCCAUCGUGGCGAUCCUCUUGCUGCAAUGAUGGCUGCUUCUGUUGGUGUUGCUAAAUAUGAACAAGCAUUUCGCUCAAUCGUUUGGCGUAUCGAUCAAUUACCUAAACGAGAUCAAGGUGCUUAUAAAACUCAUAUCUUCGAAUGUAAAUUAACAGUUCCAUCAUACGAUCCAAUACCGGACAAGUUCGAACCAACAGCUGAUGUGGAAUACUCGAUGUCACAAGCAUUCAUCUCACAUUGUCAAAUUCGUUCCGUUGCUGUACCAGGCGCUGAAGAAACACCAGAAAAAUGGAUUCGACCAAAGAGUCAAUUCACCUACACGCUUGAUAUUGAGUACGCAUUUAAAGAAGAAGAGAAGAAAGAAUUCGCACCCGUUGAAGUCGAUAUGAAAGAACAAUCGAUGUCUCAAAGUGAAACAGAAAAUAAUUCACAUUCCGAUGACAGUGAUUAA